AAUGGAAGAGACGGACACAACGAUGGUUCCUCAAAACACUUCUGGAGAGACCUCACAGAAUGAAGCUUUUAUAAAAGUUAAAGGCAAAUCUCGAAAAAGAAGACAUGCACAGGAUGAUAACAGCAAGGAAUCUCGAAUGGAAACAUCAGAAACCGCUGUCAAGAGACCUCACUUUGCCCCGAUCAGUGGUGAAAAACUAAUGGGUGGAAGGUCAGAGUUAAGAAAGAUUCCUGUUCCAGCUAAUAGGUACACACCAUUGAAGGAAAACUGGCUGAAAAUUUUCACACCCAUCGUGGAAAACCUGAACUUACAAGUGCGAUUUAAUCUAAAAACCAGGAAUGUGGAAAUAAAGACUUGUAAAGAAACAUCUGAUAUUGGAGCUCUACAGAAGGCUGCAGAUUUUGUGAAGGCUUUUACUCUGGGAUUUGAAGUAGAGGAUGCUUUGGCAUUGGUCAGGUUGGAUGACCUAUAUUUAGAAUCUUUUCAGAUACAAGAUGUCAAACCAUUGAAGGGAGAUCAUUUAGCAAGAGCUAUUGGCAGAAUUGCAGGUAAAAACGGGAAGACGAAGUUCACAAUAGAGAAUGUGACCAAAAGCAGGAUUGUCUUAGCAGACAGUAAAAUCCACAUUUUAGGCUCAUUCCAGAACAUCAAAGUGGCGAGAACAGCCAUUUGUAAUUUAAUAUUAGGAAGUCCUCCCUCCAAGGUGUACGGAAACAUGCGAGCAGUGGCAGCCAGAUCUGCAGAGAGAUUCUAAAUAAAUUAUUGCAUUUGUA
This is a messenger RNA of Liolophura sinensis, 773 nucleotides long. RefSeq names its product RNA-binding protein PNO1-like. NCBI's taxonomy places the organism in Eukaryota, Metazoa, Mollusca, Polyplacophora, Chitonida, Chitonidae. The transcript has 7 exons. The coding region runs from base 2 to 754 and encodes 250 amino acids. The record is from RefSeq and is a predicted model, not a curated record. Gene Ontology annotation, molecular function: RNA binding. Gene Ontology annotation, cellular component: nucleus.